Molecule: messenger RNA, 1587 nt
Organism: Penicillium canariense
Lineage: Eukaryota; Fungi; Ascomycota; Eurotiomycetes; Eurotiales; Aspergillaceae
Gene: trm6
Product: tRNA 1-methyladenosine methyltransferase subunit GCD10
Exons: 1
Biological process (GO): tRNA methylation
Cellular component (GO): nucleus; tRNA (m1A) methyltransferase complex
Source: RefSeq, a predicted model, not a curated record
GCCUACAGCAUUGUGCAAUUAGGCAAAUAUGGCAGCUUCGCCGCGAACCAGAUCAUUGGGCGUCCCUUUUACCUGACGUUUGAGAUUCUUGACGCCCCCGAGAGUGAUGGCUACCAGCUUCGGGUGGUCUCCGCGACGGAGCUCCAUGCCGAAAACCUCAUCGAAGAAGCCGAGGCAGAUGGCGAGGGUGAGGAUGGGGACUCUGGCGAUGGCACACCUAUGCGCACAAAUCGCGAAAUCAUUGACGAUGCUUCGACUCAAAAGUUAACGCUGCAGGAGAUUGAAGAGCUGAAGAAGGAGGCCAGUGGGGCAGGCAAGGAUAUUGUCGCAAAACUCCUGGAGUCGCACUCUAGCUUGGACCAGAAAACGGCGUUUUCUCUGGCCAAAUACACAUUGCGCAAGCGCAAGAAGUACAUCCGGAGAUUUACUGUUUUGCCAUUGGACGUCAGUUUUCUCGCCAACUACUUGCUGGAACAGCGGGAUGCGCAACGCACAAUGGAGUUGCGGGAUGAGCAUAUUGGUCUGCUUGGCUGCUUGGGCAAUGUGCACCAUGGUGCAGAAUCGAUAUUGGAUGCGACUCCUACGAUCAAGCUAAAUGGUCGGUACUUCGUGGUCGAUGAAACUGGUGGCCUUAUCGUCGCGGCAAUGGCCGAGCGGAUGGGAAUUUUGUACCCCGAAGAAGACGAUGUUGAAGAGGAGGCAAAGGAAGAACAUCCUGCCGCGGAGCAAAAUAUCGCAGAGAACCCGGUCGCAGCUUCAACACCCCGGCGCAAUCGUCCUCGGCCCAUGUCGGCAUCCGGGAACACGGUCACGGUCAUCCAUGCCUACUCGCAACCAAACCUGUCACUAUUGAAAUACUUCGGCUACGACGCCAACACACCUGAUGAAUCGCAUCCUCUUCAUACCCAUCUCAAGACCAUGUCGUGGUUGCAGCUUGUGGACCCCUCGGUAGACCCGAUCUUGUCGAAUGAGCCUCCUGUCUUGCCCGCCGAGGAGCUUUCCGCCAUGAAGCCCAGCAAGCGCACCGCUUAUUAUUUCAAGCGGAACCGCUGGGAGAAAUUCCGCAAUGUCACUAAUGAGGCCCGCGCGGGUGGCUUUGAUGGUCUAAUUGCCGCUACGCUGCUAGAGCCCGCCGGCAUCUUGAAGCACGUUGUUCCCCUCCUCUCUGGGUCGGCCUCAGUUGCGGUCUAUUCUCCAACUAUCGAACCGCUUACCGAGCUCGUGGAUCUGUACUCUACUGCCCGUCGAACAGCGUUUAUCACUCGGAAACGGGAUCUUGAGAUGCAGAAAGCCUCCGAAGAAGAGACCGUCGACCUGUCCUCGCUCUUCGAGGAGUUCCCCCUGGAUCCCACCCAACUCUUGCCCCCAACACUACACACUACCCGCGUUCGUGCCUGGCAAGUACUGCCUGGUCGGACACAUCCCCUCAUGACCGGACGUGGAGGUGCAGAGGGUUACCUCUUCCAUGGCGUCCAUGUCAUCCCCGCCGAUGUGAAGAUCCAGGCCGCGGGCACAUUCCGCAAGAAGCGCAAGUUGGAAACCACUUCUACGCCUGUCAGUGAUCGAGACGUGGAGAUGGCACCCUAA